AUGCGACAAUCCUUGACAAGGCUAAGCAAAAUGUUUCUACUGGGUGAACGUGAUGUCCGAAAAGCGCUUGAUCUCAAUCAAUGCUUAGAAGUCAACAAACGAGCCCUGAUAUCCAUCUGUCAAGGCAAAGGUUUCGUACCGAGUCGACUCGGACUGCCCUAUCCCAACCAUCCCAGUGUAGCGUCUCCAAAGACGAGUGACGGCAGUAGUAGUGAUCCUGAUGAUUGGACCUUGAUAAAACCAGCUGCCUUCUAUGGUCAAGAAGAAGACUCCAAUAAUAUUUCCAUGGGCCUAAAAGUGGUCAGUGUGCGAGCCAAGAACCCCUCCAAUGGUUUGCCCUUGGUUCCGGCCUCCAUCUUAUUGGUAGAUCCACCCAGUGGGAUUGUCCAAGCUACACUUAGUGGAACCUAUGUGACGGUUGCUCGGACGAGUGCGGGACCGGCACUGGCGGUCCAGACAUUCAAGCCUGAUUUGCAACAUCUAGUCUUGUUUGGAGCCGGUGCACAAGCAGCAAUGCAUAUUGAACUCAUGGAACUGGCCAUUCAACGAAGAAUACCCAAAAUUACCAUUAUCAAUCGAUCAUUGGAACGAGCACAGGGAUUGAAAGAAAAUCUGGAUCGCGGGGAUGAUUCCAUUCAAGUGGCGGCACUUGACGACACUGCUGCCAUUGCAUCUGCCUUGCAAGAGGCGGACGUGGUGGCAGCCACUACCAACACGACGAUACCACUGUGGAAAGAACACGUUCAACUCAAAGAAGGAUGUCUCAUUACGGGAAUUGGGUCCUAUACACCUGGUAUGCAAGAGAUUCCCGAAUAUGUUGUGAACGAUUCACACGUUGUUAUUGAUACUCCAGACGCAAUGUCGGUUGGGGAUUUGCAACAUUUGGGAAGCUACGAGUCUACCAAGCAUCCUGUGGCAAGGGCAGGAGAUGCAUUUGUCAAUCCAGAAGGGAUUGGUAGCUCCACAAAAUAUAUUUUCUACAAGGCUGUAGGAACGGCCAUUCAAGAUGUCUUGACGGCAGAAGCAGUCGUCAAGAGUGCCAAAGAAAAGGGGAUUGGACAAGAAUAUGACAUGUCCUAG
Messenger RNA from Cylindrotheca closterium, 1080 nucleotides. Lineage: Eukaryota; Bacillariophyta; Bacillariophyceae; Bacillariales; Bacillariaceae. The record is from the annotation of a GenBank genome assembly.